AGGUUCUUCGAAAGACUCUCACGACCAGGCAAUUACCACAUACUCUCUCUGAGAUGAUGAGGGAAGAGCAGGUCGUGCACGAUCCGUGCAUCGCCAAUACAAAGAAGAUCAUGGAGGAUCGAGCUAUGACGUCCCCUCCUCUCGAAAGUGACAGCAUGAGAGUGAUUAGGAUGGCUGCUCUCGGGCGGUCGGCUAACGUGGGCGACUUAUACGAUAUCCGGACAGAGGCUUUCUGUACAGCGAGGCAGGGAUCCCGUCCGCGGCUGAGUUUGUUUGAUCAUCACAUUCUCCCGCCAACCGUGUCUAAAUCUCAGCCGUCCAUUCAAGUGCAUUACACGAUCGAUGAUGAAGAGGAAGAUGACUGUCACAGCUUGUCGAAGAGGUGCCGCAUCUUACACGUCGAUCCUCAACUGCAGCUGAGCAUCCUCGGGGGUCUGAUCACACCGGAGGGACCGGGGGAGUACCUUGUCUAUCGGGAACCCAGCGUCCCGGCGGGCGACACCGACAGAGGGGCCCGGGCAUCCUUCUUCUGCCAGGUCACUACUGUCGAGACUCAUCUAGACUUCAAUCAACAGCUCCCUAACAAGGAGGCGAUCCACGUGGCAGCUUCGAGGACCAUCAACGCAAUCGACUCCGGCCUUCAUCAGGCUACCCAUCUCGUAAGCGGGGUGGUUCUUGGCGGGACCGUGGUGGCCUUGAUUACCAGCCGACCGAUGCAGCAGCAGCAGCAGCAGCAGCAGGAGCAGCAGCAAUCACCUGCAGAGUGUCAAGUCGACGACGGGAACAAGCGAGGGUCGGAGCUUGUGGUCCACAAGGCAGCGACCAAGGCCCGCUUGCAGAGACGUCUGAUGACACUCAAGGCAUCCUUACUUCCCACUGCUACCGGUAGUAGCUUAGACACCGGCGAGUCCAAAGCCGGUGGUAGUGAUUCCCCCGUCGGCUCAUCACAGGCUGAAAUCGCUGGGGAUGAUGCUAUUAAUAGCCCUGCUGCGAGUGACCCUGCUGCUAUUAAUAGCACUGCUGCGAGUGAUGGAGAUCGCGGAGGUAGGCGGAAUCGCAGCAGCAGCAGCAGCGCAAUAGUCCCCGACGAUUCCCGCGGUAAUGGCGCUCCUCAUAGCCCGACGGCGACGGUUAGAAGCGACGGCUGGCGAAAGCGCAUCAGUAGAAAUCUUAGGACCGGCGGCAGCAGCGGCAGCAGCGGCAGCAGCAGAAAAAGCGGUACUACCACUAGUAGUAGUAGUAGUACUAGAAGAAGUACUGCUACUGCUGGUAACGAUAGUAGUAGCAGUGCUAGCAGUGGUAGUUCUUCUUCUUGUUGUUGUUGUUGGAAAGACGAAGGAGAGAAGAAGAUUAGGAGGAGGAGGAGGAGUAGGUGUACAGACUCAGGAGAGGAGACCGUUACCACGUAUGGUAGUUGGGGCCGUAGUGGUGAGGGAGAGGAGACCGACUCCAUUUCCGUGAGGAUCUUCACGGACUUGACCUGGGAAAGGCCAUUCGGAAACGCAUCGACCAGUCUGACCGAGCUCAAGAGGAUUGUCGAUUGCUGCACACACCUGGGUGAUGAGCACAUACGUCUGCUUGCCCCCGUUGUUAUCUGCUUAUGUCCGAUCUCAGACUUUUUCCGUUGGCAUCAACAAGUUUGCGGCUAUCCUGUCGCCAGAGCGGCGUCAGCGCUGCGCGCUUUGCCGUCACACACGCUUCCGGACGAGCACGCCAUCUCCAAAACUCGCCGACUGUUUGAAGAGCUCCAAGAGCUAAGAGACGAUUUCGAGGCUUUGCUCCGCGACAUGGGCGUUGCCAUUCGAGCUCACGGCGAGAUUGCAGUUCUGAGGAUGGAGAUGGAGGUGUUAUACCUCCAGCGAAGCAGGAUAGAGAUCACGACACAGAGACUUCGACAGGAAGUGGCCGAGGCUACGGUGAAGAUUCGUUGCUCCCCUCCUCCUCCUCCUCCUCCUCCUCCUCCCUCUCCUGCUCCUCCUCCUCCCUCUCCUCCCUCUCCUCCUCCUCUUCCCUCUCCUCCCUCUCCUCCUCCUCCUCCUCCUCCUCCUUCUCCUCCAGGUUCGUCGGGGGAAGAGGAGGGAGGGGGGUCCGCGGCUUUGACGCGAGUAGUGGACAGGUUCCGCCAAAGCUCCGGCCUGUUCGCUGCGCGCCAGAGUGUUGCCAGAGAGUCGGCUAGACUCAAUGAGAUAGUGGCGACGCUGACGUCCCUGCGCAGCGGAGGUGUGAGGUUCCGCACCGGAGAGGACGAUGUCAGUGCCAUCGGCGCGAUUGUGUCCGAGCACAAGCAGGACAUGGUCUACAUUAUGGUCCAUUUCUCCGCUGCGGGUCGUGGAGAAUCCUGGCAAAAGAACCUGAAGCUGCUCAAAUGCCUCAUGGAUAUCGAGAGGGGGAGGGGGCUUCAAGAAGCCCCCGACGAAACCAUCGCUGCUACAUCCGUUGGCUCUGUUGCUGCUCGUCGUCCUCCUCGCUGUUUCUUCUACGUACUGCAGCUGCAGGUUCUUGGUUCAGACCCCUGCUCCUCCGGCAACAGCUCCUCCGUUGUAGAUGGAACGUGCUCACCACACUCGAUGCCAAACACGACGACAGCUGGCAGCAUGACGUGGAAGAGACAUGACGGCCGCACGAUGGCUAUGGCGGGGGCAGUCGACGAGCUUCCUCACUCCCCUAGUGGCCAUGGCAGUAGCCAUCGUUCUCCUCCGCCUCCUCCUCCUCCUCCUCCACGGGGCAGCAAUGGAGUCACAAUGGGUGAAAGCCAAGGUUUUGAUCAUCUCCCUGACACGAGGACAAGGUUCUAUCAGAAUGGCUGCCUUAUCCUCGACGACGUGAGACGUCAAAUGGACAGAGUGGCACAGCUGUGCAUACUGAGAAGCAGCCAGAUGGAACUUGGUGUGCCUCUGGAGACGAGUUACAGCGAGCAACGUCCACGUGUAGCAGCACCUCUGCGAGCACCUUGCCCGGGCUCUGUGUCUGGCAAAUGCCCUUCUCUGGAGAGGGACUGGCAUUGCGAGAGGUGUGCAUGCCACGUGGAGUACGGUGGGGACGGCUACGUGUACUGCGACUGCGGGCGGGCACCGUUAUCUUCGCUGAGCUACAUGUGCCGAGCCGCCAAACACGAGGGGGGCAAUACCUAUAUAGGUUACGACGACCCGGUGCAGCAGCUGGCGGAAUAUCUGGGGAGGUUGCCGGCCGGCAGGGAGAUAAAAAAUGUGCUGCUGCUCGGGGAGAGCGGGGUAGGCAAGUCCACUUUCAUCAACGCCUUCGCCAAUUACCUUAGGCACAAAGACAUGGAGGACGCCAAGGACGAUCUGCUUGCCCUGAUCCCUUCGCACUUCACGGUGUGUCCUGCGGGCAACUACAGCGGCGUGAGGGUGACGGUGGGCGACCUUCUGGGAGACGAUAACGAGGAGGCCGGUGUCGGGAAGUCCGCUACCCAGACCUGCAAGGCCUACGUUUUCAGCUAUGCCUACCAUGGGGAGGAGUACAAGGUGCGUCUCAUCGACACUCCUGGGAUAGGGGACACUCGGGGCUUCCACCAGGACCGGCACAAUUUGGAGAAUGUCCUCAAGUUUCUGGGUAAUCACCGGCAGGUUCAUGGCAUCUGCAUCCUGAUGAAGCCCAACUUGGCAAGACUCAAUGUGAUGUUCCGCUUCUGCGUACUGGAACUCUUGUCCCACCUGCACAAGAGUGCCAAGGACAACCUCACCUUCGUCUUCACCAACGCCCGCUCCACCUUCUAUCGUCCUGGGGACACCAUGCCGGUGCUGCAGGAGAUGGCCAAGAAGAUCAGUGACUCCCCUCCUUUCGUUGAAAUCGAGCUCAGCGACAACACCAUGUACUUGGUGGAUAGCGAGUCGUUUCGCUUCCUGGCCGCUGCCAACAAAGGGGUGAAGUUCAGUGAUGAACAGACGGGCGACUUCGCAAAGAGCUGGAGGGUGUCUGUGAGGGAGUGCAGGCGGCUCAUGGACCACAUCUUGAGUCUAUCUCCACACAAUGUGGAGGACACCAUUUCUCUGAACGAGGCCCGCCGUCACAUGCUCCAACUGAUGCGGCCCCUUGGAGAAAUCAGCCGCCUUAUAGGGGUCAAUAACAAGCUCAUAGAAGAGAAAAAGGAAGAGUUGGGGAAGGUAGAGGAGGAGCAGAAGUCGCAGGGGCAUGUGGGGGACGUGGAGGAAGAGCGGGUGGAUCAGCCCCGCUGCGUUUGCAUCUCCCCCUCGUGUAGGGAUGCCGUAAUUGUGGAGGGGGUCACGAAGUACCACUACAGGACAGUGUGUCACGACCCAUGCAGCGACUCCACCGGGGCUCUGAACACCAUCAACGACCCGAGCCUCCGGUCUUGCUCUGCCAUGGGCAAGAAAGGCAAGUGCACCCAUUGUGGCUGCGACUGGUCCUCUCACAUGCGCGUGGACAGGGAGACGAAUAUCAAGAUGGUUCUCAGACAGCAGCCUGCUGCAAGAAAGUCGAGAUCUUUAUCAGAUGGCUGGCUGGAAGCGGCGAAGACAGAGGUGCAAGUGAAGCUAGCGCACUUGACGGCCAAGGUCAGCCAGCUGGAGCAGGAACAGGCAGCUGUGUCCGCCACCUGCACCAGGUUCGCCUUGGUCCAGAAAUGGAACGCCUUAACGCCACAUAACGACGCCAUUGUGGAAUAUUUAGACCAUCUGGUGGAGGAGCUGAGGAGUGCUGACUCAGCAGGAUCGGAUUCUGAAGGAGGCGAUAGAGAGCUGCUGAGGAGGCUGAUCGAGUUGAAGCAAGAGUACGAGCACGAGGCAAGGCUGCUCUCGGAGGCAUCAGAGACCUCCUGCGAGAGCCUGGAGGAGGCGCAGGCGAUGCUCUCACCAACAAGGACGAAGGAUAUGAUGCAGACAUUGUUUCAUCUACCAAUAACAGGCUGGAAGAUAAAACAAGCUGUGGAGGGAUCUGAAUCUAGUGGUCGUGAAACAGAGGUAAAAUACCAGGAAGUGCUAGUCAGGACGGCCAAGCAGAGGGCCUGGGCGAAUGUCAAAUAUGCCCCUCAUCUUUCCAAUCCGCCACAAAGACUCCGCUAGUACCAGUUCACCAGAACCUCUGAAGGAGGGCUGGGAAAUCCACCAAGGACAUAUUACUCACGAAGUCGCCGAACGUGUAAUGCAACCAUGAAUUCGAUAGAUUUGUGGUGCUUGAGGGGUGGGGGAGAAGAGUACAGGAGUGUUGUACCCAGCACAUGUGGCUGAAUGGUGCCACACAUGCGUAUUUGUUAUUAAACAGUUCAAAUCCUGAUCGAACUGGAUGGACACAAUAAUACUAGGGCAUAUUAGCCCCUUUCUGAAAGAACAAACAACAAAUAAAAGAGCGUUGACUCC
Chara braunii is the source of this 5336-nucleotide messenger RNA. The record is from the annotation of a GenBank genome assembly. Lineage: Eukaryota; Viridiplantae; Streptophyta; Charophyceae; Charales; Characeae.